Messenger RNA from Microdochium trichocladiopsis, 4536 nucleotides. RefSeq names its product P-loop containing nucleoside triphosphate hydrolase protein. Gene Ontology annotation, molecular function: ATP-dependent chromatin remodeler activity; histone binding; DNA binding. Lineage: Eukaryota; Fungi; Ascomycota; Sordariomycetes; Xylariales; Microdochiaceae. The transcript is spliced from 4 exons. Bases 1 to 4536 code for a protein of 1511 amino acids. The record is from RefSeq and is a predicted model, not a curated record. Gene Ontology annotation, cellular component: nucleus; chromatin. Gene Ontology annotation, biological process: nucleosome organization; regulation of transcription by RNA polymerase II.
AUGUCGAGUUCCCCCGAGCCCGCCUUCGCCAACGGGCAUACGUCGCCGACAACACAGACCACGAACAAGAUAGAACUCGACGAUCGUGCCAGCGUUAGUGACCUCUCGGAUGCCAAUGACGCGCCGUCGGUAGCUCGGCGGGCGAUCCCCUCGCAGUCAUCGUCCUCGGAUCACGAUGCUUCGGACCCUGAUGCCCAUGCCGAUGAGGUUGCCGACGAAACAAGUGAUGAGGAUAUCAACGCUUCCGACGAUGGCGACUUCGAUGCAGAGGAAGACGUCGCUGGCUCCCAAAGCGAUGCUCCUAGAGAUGCCGCGUCGUCCUCGAGCAGCUCACACCGUGCUGCCAAGCGCAAAGCCGAACUGGCCGAAGAUGAGCAUAUGAGAGAGAACCCUGAACUCUAUGGCCUGCGAAGAAGCUCCCGCCCAACAAAGCAGCCUCGCAUAAUCGAUUCGGACGAUUCCAACGAGGAAUCCGACUCGGAUGUUGUCCCUACGAACCGACGGACCAAGAAGCUUCGUGUCGAAAAGACUUCACAACAAUCUUCCAAACGCGGAACACCAAUCCGACAAGUGCAGACCGCGGAUUCCGAUUCCGACACGUACGGCGGCGCGCGAGCUCGGACAUUCCAGAACAAGGCCCGUCGGCAGCAGGCUGCAGCCUCCUCAUCCUCGGUCUAUGCAGAGAAGCGGUGGUCCAAUCGUCGCGCGACGCAGCAAAUACAAAGCUAUCAAGAAAGCGACGAGGAUGAUGGUUCCGAGCUCACUCCUCAACACUGGGCUGGCGAUGAAGUGGCCAACGACAUACCGUACAUUGAGAAGGUGGUCGGGUAUCGUGUCAGGGAUGAUGGUGAGCUGACCAUCGAUGCCACCAAAGACGACUUUGAGUUCAACAUCAAGUGGCAUGGCAAAUCUCACUUGCAUAACACCUGGGACUCAUUCGACACCUUGCGAGGUUACCGUGGCAUGCGCAAGCUGGAGAACUACUUCAAGCGGGUGGUCGAAUACGAAAUCGACCUGAAAUUCGCUGGCGAUGAUAUACCACCCGAGACCCGUGAGCAGUACAUGCUGGACAAGGAACGCGAUCUCGACGCCUUAGCAGACUAUACCAAGGUCGAGCGAGUCGUCGCCCAGCGAAGUGGUGAGAUGGGCAGAGAGUACUUUGUCAAGUGGAAAGGCUUGACGUACGACUGCUGCACCUGGGAGCUGGCCUCGGUUAUCCAGGGUGAUGCCCAGGAUAAGAUCGACCAAUUCUUGGAUCGCCAAUCGCGUUCCUGGAUCUCGGACAAAUACGAGUCGAACCCUGCUACACGGACCAAAUUUCUGAAGCUCGAAUCACAACCAGCUUACAUCAAGGGCGGUGAGCUGAGGGGCUUCCAGCUUACUGGGCUGAACUUCUUAUCACUGAACUGGUGCCGUGGCAACAAUGUCAUCCUGGCUGACGAGAUGGGUCUUGGCAAAACUGUGCAGUCCGUCUCAUUCUUAAGCUGGUUACGCAAUGAGCGAAAGCAGGAAGGUCCAUUCCUCGUCGUCGCGCCGCUCAGUGUCAUCCCAGCAUGGUGCGACACGUUCAACCUGUGGGCUCCCGACCUCAACUAUGUUGUCUACCUGGGUAAUGGUGAAGCCCGAAGCACGAUUCGGGAGCAUGAGCUCACAGUCAAUGGCAAUCCCAAGAAACCCAAGUUCAAUGUGCUUGUCACUUCGUACGAGUACAUUCUCACUGAUGCGGACUACCUGAGGACGCUGAAAUGGCAAGCACUCGCAGUUGACGAAGCUCAUCGGCUCAAAAACAAAGACUCCAAGCUCUACACAGAGCUGAUGAGUUUCGGUGCGCCAGCUAAGGUCCUCAUCACCGGCACGCCUAUUCAGAACAAUCUAGCAGAGCUUUCUGCUCUUCUGGAUUUCUUGAACCCUGGCAAGGUUGUUAUUGACGAAGAUCUCGAGACACUCGCAUCCACAGACGCGCAAGCGCGGCUUCAAGAUUUGCAUGCCGACAUCGCACCUUAUAUUCUGCGGCGAACCAAGGAGACCGUGGAGACCGAUCUUCCACCCAAGACGGAGAAGAUUAUCCGCGUCGAGCUGUCCGAUGUACAACUUGAGUAUUACAAGAACAUCCUCACGCGCAACUAUGCCGCACUGAAUGAAGGCAACAACGGCCAGAAGCAGUCGCUCCUCAACAUUGUUAUGGAGUUGAAGAAAGUCAGCAAUCAUCCAUACAUGUUUCCUGGCGUCGAAGAGAAGGUUCUCAAGGGUAAUACCCGUCGCGAAGAUCAGAUCAAAGGACUCAUCGCCAGCAGUGGAAAGAUGAUGUUGCUCGAUCAGUUACUUGCCAAGCUCAAGAAAGAUAACCAUCGCGUGCUGAUCUUCAGUCAGAUGGUCAGGGUGCUUGACAUUCUGGGCGAUUAUCUUCGACUGCGUGGCUACCAGUUCCAAAGGCUAGACGGAACAAUUGGUGCCGGACCUCGACGAUUGGCAAUCAAUCAUUUCAAUGCGGAGGACAGCAGUGAUUUCUGCUUUCUGUUGUCUACUCGCGCUGGAGGCCUUGGAAUCAACUUGAUGACGGCUGACACAGUCAUCAUCUUUGACUCGGACUGGAACCCUCAAGCGGACUUGCAGGCCAUGGCUCGAGCCCACAGAAUAGGUCAGAAGAAACCUGUCACGGUCUAUCGACUUGUUUCCAAGGAGACUAUCGAGGAAGAAGUUCUCGAACGCGCCAGAAACAAGCUGCUACUCGAGUACUUGGCCAUUCAAGCCGGUGUCACUGAUGACGGCAAAGCCUUCAAGGAAGAGUUCCGGAAGAAGGGUGUGAAGGUCGACGAAGCCAAGUCGGCUGAUGAUAUUCAGCUCAUCCUCAAGAUGCGUUCCCAGAAGAUGUUUGAACAAUCCGGCAAUCAAGAAAGAUUGGAACAGCUUGAUAUCGACUCGAUUCUGGAGAAUGCCGAGGUUACCAAGACCAAGGUCGAAGACAAGAUGAACCUCAGCACUGGUGGAAUCGAUUGGGACAAUUUCAUGCAGUACACCGACGUCAAGGUGGACGAUCUCGCCCUGGAUUGGGACGACAUUAUUCCGGCAGAACAAUUGGCUGAGAUCAAGGCUGAAGAAGAGAAGAAGAAGCAAGAUGACUAUCUUGCUAGAGAGCUCGAGGCGAGCGCUCCACGGAGAGCCGCUCUCAAGAGCUCAAGGUCGUAUGCCGAAUCCGAGCGAGCCGAGCGCAUCGCUAAGAAACGUGAGCGCGAGCAGCUGAAACAGGAGAAGCUUGAGGAACAGCGCGCAAUGUUGUCAGACCCCAAGCGGCCUCUCAAUGAGAAAGAGACGCGUAACCUCAUUCGCGCGUUCAUGCGAUACGGAUACAUUGAAGAUCGUCCCGAUGAACUGUUGCGCGACGCACGUCUCAGCGACCGCGACCGGGAUUUCAUCGCCAAAACAUUGCAGGAGAUCAUUGACGGUGCCCAAGAAGCCACGGACCGAAAUCGAGAUGAGCUUCGUGCGCAGGAACAGCAGUCGCAAAAGAAGUUGACCAAGAAAGACAUCAAGGCGGUCAUGUUUGACUAUGGUGAAGUCAAGAAGAUCAACGCCGAGACAAUCCUUGAGCGGCCCCCUCAACUUCGACUUCUCCACAAGAUCCUUGGCGAGCAAGCCGAUCCUCGUGCUUUCCGACUUCUGGAGGCCACCAAAGGGGCACACUACAGCUGUGAAUGGGGCCCCAAGGAGGACUCUAUGCUCCUGGCUGGCAUCGAUCGAUAUGGCUUCGGCGCCUGGACACAGAUCCGGGACGACCGCGAGUUUGGCCUGUACGAGAAGUUCUUCCUUGAAGAGCACCGAAUCGAAAAGAAGCAGGAAAGGGAACAGGGUGAGACUAAGGGAGCCAAAGCCCCUGGUGCUGUGCAUCUUGUUCGCCGUUCCGACUAUCUUCUGUCGGUUCUCAGUGCCGUAUACUCGGACAACGAAAACGCUUUCAAGGCGCUGGAAAAUCAUCAUCGCAACAAUAAGAAGGCAGCGUUGACAAAUGGCCAUCGGCGGUCCGAGAAGACCGGUUCCGUCUCGGCAUCUCCCGCACCUCGAGAGAACAAGAAGCUUGACUCCCGUCGGGACCGCGACAGGGACCACGACCGCUACAGAGGCGAACACCACCGCUCCCGUAGUAGCCUUGGCGAGUCCAGCACUCCACGCCCAGAGUCGAAGCGGAAACACAGUGGUGAGGUCGAUGAUCGCCGGCAUAAACACCGCCGCAUGGAGGAGCAUCGUCGUCACGAUGACCAUCGGGAGCGCGACCAUCGCCGGACGGAAGAGUCCAGCAAGAAUGCUGAGGAGGAGGAUGACAACCGCAAUGCACCACUCAUCCAGGCUCUGAUGCAGCCCAUCUGGAGUCAUGUAGAGAAGGUCGAGGCCUGCACGAAAACUAAUAUUCCGGUCGCCAAAGCGCGCGCCAAAGUCCUCAAGUCUGAGAUUACUGCUAUCGGCGAUUUCAUUGAGGGCUUGCACAAGUCCUCUGGUCUGUCUCCUGAUCAGCUUGGGGAGCUCAAGCCGAAGCUUUGGUAA